Molecule: messenger RNA, 2437 nt
Organism: Aspergillus saccharolyticus JOP 1030-1
Lineage: Eukaryota; Fungi; Ascomycota; Eurotiomycetes; Eurotiales; Aspergillaceae
Product: trichothecene efflux pump
Exons: 11
Coding region: 472-2169 (565 amino acids)
Biological process (GO): transmembrane transport
Molecular function (GO): transmembrane transporter activity
Source: RefSeq, a predicted model, not a curated record
UGUCUUUUCUCACACCCCCUCCACCUCCCCCCCUCGACUCCUCUCUUCUGCUGCUGCUGCCAAUGCAAGGAUUGACUACUGUCUCUUUCCCCUCCCUUCCCCACUCACCCACCACCCAGGUACGUAUCGACUCCCAGACUAGCCAUCGCAUGGUGAUUCUUGGUAUUCCGUUCAUGGCUUGUUCGCCGUGUCUGUAGUUUCGUGUGCCAGUAGCUUUCCCAUCGUGCCAGUCAACAAUCUAGACUGCUGAAAUGAGAUGGGUUGCCGUUCCAGUCCGGGUUGACGACUCUCUAGCGCAUUUUCGCCUCGUGGCGGUUGCCUCUUCCCUGCAUACGGCCAUGCUGGGUCUACUUUAACUAUCCGCAUGCCUGCAGCUGAGACAUCUUCUUCUUUUUUUCUACCUCCAGCACACCCUCUCUGCCUUCUGUUUCUCUGUUGCAGGAUCCCUGUCACCACCUUCGAGGGGCACCCAUGGCGGACGAGAAGACUCCGCAGCCCGUGGCGGGCUCUAUUCAGGGCCACCAGGUCGACUUGAACCAGAUGCCAAGCGGAUACUAUCGCAGUCCCAACUUCAUCGGCUCCGUGGUCGCUGUCUGUUUGAUGGCCAUCAGUCUGUACCUGGGUUAUGUCUUGCCGGUCAACAGCUUGACUGCGAUCAAUGAAGAUCUCGGACCGGACCCCAACUAUAGCAUGAUUUCGACGGUGUUCACCUUAAUCUCCGGAGUCGGACUGCUGCUGGUCGGCCGUCUGGGAGAUAUCUUCGGUCGUCGGUAUAUCCUCAUCGGCGGACAGGUGCUGGGACUGAUUGGGGCCAUUGUCUGCGCGACCGCGAAGAACGUCCCGACGGUGAUCGGUGGCAGUGUCUUGUGUGGAUUGGCUGCUGCCGUGCAGUUGACCUUCACCUUCGUGAUCGCGGAGUUGGUUCCCAACCGGGCUCGUCCUGUGGUCAACGCCAGCAUCUUCAUCACCACCCUCCCCUUCUCCGCCUUCGGCUCCAUCAUCGCCAAUGAUUUUGUCGCCCACACGGCAGCCUCGUGGCGCUGGACGUACUACCUGAACAUGAUCACCUGCGGUUUGUCCAUCAUCCUGCUGGUGCUCUUCUACUUCCCACCGGGCUGGGACCGGAAGCGUGGUGAGCAGAGCCGCCUGGAGGGGCUGAAGAAGUUCGACUGGAUCGGCUUCGUUCUCUACGCCGCUGGUGUGGUGCUGGUGCUGUUGGGUCUUUCGUGGGGAGGAACCUCGUACGCAUGGUCUUCUGCUCACGUCGUUGCCGUGCUGGUGGUCGGCUUUAUCUCGAUCCUGGUCUUUGCUCUCUACGAAAUCUACGCGCCCCUCGAGCAGCCCCUGCUCCCCAUGUCCCUCCUGCGCAACCCCGGCUAUGCGGCGACCGUGUGCUCCGCCCUGGUGGGCAACAUGGUGUACUUCUCCAUGAGUCUCUUGUGGCCCGAGGCGGUGCUCUACCUGUUCACCACCGACACGAUCAAAGCCGGCUGGCUCUCGAUCACCACCGGAGUAGGAGUCAUCGUGGGGGAGAUCGCCGCCGGGCUAUUCAUGAAGCCGAUCGGCUUCUCCAAGUACCAGCUCAUCGCGUCGACGGUGACCAUCACCGCGUUCUCCGGUGCCUUGGCGGCCAUCAACCAGCACCGCCAGGCCUAUGGUAUUGCCUUCACCGCCAUCGGCGGCUUCGCAGUCGGCUACCUCGAGCUCAUCACCAUCAUCAUGUGCCCGUUAUAUUGUAAACCAGAGGAUAUCGGCCUCGCCAGUGGAUUCCUGGGCUCCGCGAAGCAGAUCUUUGGCACUAUCGCCACGGCCAUCUACGUCGCCAUCCUCUCCAACCGCAUCACCGCUAACAUUCCCACCACCGUCUCCGCCGCCGCCACGCAGGCCGGCCUCCCGGCAAGCUCUUUGGCCGACUUGCUGGAGGCGGUCGCGGCGGGCACCACUGCCGCCCUCGAGGCGGUGCCCGGCAUGACGAGCACGGUCCUGGCGGCGGUGGCCGACGCGGAGAAGACGGCAUACGCGAUGUCCUUCCGCACGGUGUUCUGCGUGAGUAUUGCGUUUGGGGGGUUGUCAAUUAUCGCGUCAUUGUUUUCGCGGGAGGUGGAUACGAGGUUGGAUGGGGAGGUGGCGGCGACGUUGCAGGUGAGGUGUGGUGAGAGUUUUGAUUGAGAUGCCUUUCUUGACUUGCGAUUAAUGCGGUAUUGUUUAUGCUAAGUGAGGGGAUGCGGUCUGAGUCAUUUAUGAAUCCUUAUGAAAUUUGCUGCCUCAGGCUCGAGAGUGUGACAGGGUAAACAAACACGGCAAACCAGAAGAGAGGGAAGAUCACGUGCUGGUGAGCUUGUUGCUCUCGAUGCCUGAGGCAGAAACAGCGACGCCAGCAUCUGCUCGGAACUGUAAGGAAGGUGAGACGCUGAGAUCAAAAACACCAUGAGACUGA